CCCGCCAUGGCCUCGGGGGGGCUGGGCCGGUGCCGCCUGGCGCUGGGCCUGGCGCUGCUGCUGGACGGAGCGGGCAUGGGGGCGCUGCUGACGGGCAUCUUCGCCCGGCUGCGGGUGCGGGGCCAGGACUUCGGGGACCUGCUGAUCUACUCGGGCGCGGUGCUGGUCUUCCUGAGCCUGCUGGGCUGGGUGCUCUGGUACACGGGCAACCUGGAGCUGGCGCCCGACGAGCUGGGGCGCGACUACGGGGCCAAGGGGGGCACCCUGGCCCGCCUCGCCCGCAAGAUCUCCCGCCGCUGGUCCCGGCGCCAGCCCGGCCCGCUGGCCCUGGGCCCCGUCCGGGGGAACCAGGGGCCCCCGUCCCGGGAAACGGUCUAGAGAUGCCUUUUGGGACAGAACCCUGGGGGGCAAGUCGGAUGGUGGAUCUGUCUGGGACCAGCCCUCCCCCCCCUCCGCUGAUUCAGAGAGCACUCACGGGGCUGCGAGACAGACGGACUGAACCAGCCCCAGGACAGAGGGACAGAGACGCGGCCUCUCUGGGGUGGAGCAUGGGGGCUGGGUAUCUGGGGACCCCUCGCCUGGCGCU
Molecule: messenger RNA, 586 nt
Organism: Gopherus flavomarginatus (Mexican gopher tortoise)
Lineage: Eukaryota; Metazoa; Chordata; Testudines; Testudinidae
Gene: TMEM238
Product: transmembrane protein 238
Exons: 2
Coding region: 7-378 (123 amino acids)
Source: RefSeq, a predicted model, not a curated record